This is a messenger RNA of Peronospora farinosa, 1575 nucleotides long. The record is from the annotation of a GenBank genome assembly. NCBI's taxonomy places the organism in Eukaryota, Oomycota, Peronosporomycetes, Peronosporales, Peronosporaceae.
AUGUCGCGUCUAAAUUGUUUCCUUCUUGUCGUCUUCGCAGCCUUCUUUGCUUUUGCAACUGGAUUACAGAAUGACACGGUAAUCUCUUGGCCAUCUUUGCUGUUCCGUUUCUCUAUAAAGCGCAUUGCCACGCAAGUCCACGGUCAAUCCAAAUUUUCCGUGCGUGCGAACCCCGUCGUGUCAUCGGGUGAUACCACUAGCGUGCUCUAUGACGCCUAUGCCGUCUUUGAGGAUGAUAAUAGUAUCUACAAGUACUCGCUUGUGGAUGGAGCAACGUAUGUUUCUCGCAGUUUUCGGACUGGAGGUGGCAAAUCGGAAGUGGAAUGCUCGGAUGCUGAUAUUUUAUUAUCAGUCAAUUCAAUAGUGAAAGCACUGGGUACCGCAAAGGCUGUUUCAACCAUCACAACAAGCGAUGGUAGCGCAAUCUCGUGCUCGGUCGGCAAGUCUUUCCAAAUUUCGGUCAAUGGCAUUAAAUUUGGAGUGUGUUCUUACGGUUCUUCAGGUUUUACAAUCUUUGGAAGUGAUUUGGAUGUCAAGGUGGAGUAUAUAAAAAAUCAUCUGCCGAUUUGGGCGCCAAAACUUGAUAUAAAGACGAAGAAGGGUUGUAAGAAGAUGGCGUCACCGAAUACUGUUACGUCAAUCGGAAGGUCUUUCUUGACUGGAGAGUCUAUUCAAGACGAAGAGAGAAUACUGGGGGAUGUGGUGGAUGUGCUUUUGAGGGGCUCGUGCACGUGCAAGUCAACGCCGCGUCCGUGCAUUUUUAUCCAUGGUCUCGGCGUUCUUAGUGAGAAGGAGAAGAAUCUCGACACAUAUGACAAGUACUGGGGAAACUUAACAGACCAUACACCAUGCUGCUCGACGACUCAGUACGCCAUGCUCAACACAGUGAACAAUUCUUGGACUGACCAUUUUCAACAGCAGAAAGUCUGCGAUCGCGUGUUGGCAGCGAGCCAAACCAGCAAAGGAUCCACUAUUUCUGAUACUAUUAUUAUUACGCACUCAAUGGGUGGUCUCAUGGUAGCUGGUGCGAUCGCUAACAAGAAAUGUAAGCUCGCUUCAAGCGCCACAUGGGUCGCCAUUGCAUCGCCUAUGUUAGGAAGUAUGGCUGCAGAGUACUUUGAAGAAUCUUGCAAUCAUGAAACCAAUUUUUUUAUGGCAGAAUUCGUUGAAUCGACAAAGUUGUGCCCCCCGGACGACGGGAUCAAGUCUCUUGCGUAUCAAUACGACAGCUACAGUACCCCUGCCUUGGAUAAAAUGUACCAUUUUGCACAGGAGGCAUACCGGAAGAAUGUACACGCAGUGAUGUGUAGUAACUCUUACUCUGGAAUCUUUUCAUCGUACCAGCCCGGCUUCUGGAUCCUGGGGAAAACCAUUCCACACAAAUCUAAGCAAAAUGACGGUAUGGUAGAAUUUCACAGCUGUGCUGGAGGCUUCUUAGAAACCAAGUUUGGCGACGACUUUCGUAAACCCUUUUACGUAUCAAAGCUUAACCACAACGACCUUGCAUUUAGAGCAGGCGAUGCUCUUCUGGAUGAAGCAAAGAUGCCAGUGAAAUGGUUCGAGUGCUUAUUAUAG